AUGGAUAUCGCUCUCGAGAUCGUUGACACCUUUGCGGGCGACUACAUCUACGCCACGCUCAACCCGGCCAAGGCCGCCCCUUAUGACUAUCCCAACAUCAACUCCAAUGCCACCGGCCAGCCCUUUUCAACAUGGACGUACAAGCCCUCGACGCACUUCUUCAGCCUCGAGCCCUCGCACUACGCCUACGAGAGCGCGUGGCCUAGGGAUAACAUCAUCCGCCAGUGCAUCUCGGCCUAUAUGAUCACCUGGAUCUUUGGUAUUCUCUCCUAUUUCGUCUUCUCAACUCUUUCGUACAUCUUCAUUUUCGACAAGCGGACUUUCGAACAUCCCAAGUACCUGAAGAACCAGGUCAGGCUUGAGAUGAAACAGGCCAUGGAGUCCAUGCCCGGCAUGUCGCUGUGCAUGCUGCCCUUCUUCAUCGCCGAGGUGCGCGGCUACUCGAGGCUCUACGACACCGCCGACGAGUCGCCCGGCCUCUGGUACGACUACCUGCAGUACCCGCUGUUCAUCCUCUUCACCGACUUCUGCAUCUACUGGAUCCACCGCGGCCUGCACCACCCGCUCGUCUACAAGCGCCUGCACAAGCCGCACCACAAGUGGAUCAUGCCCACGCCCUACGCCAGCUACGCCUUCCACCCCGUCGACGGCUUCCUCCAGGGCCUGCCCUACCACCUGUUCGGGCUCAUCUUCCCGCUGCACAAGGUCGCCUUCCUCGGCCUCUUCAUCUUUGUCAACUUCUGGACCAUCAUGAUCCACGACGGCGAGUACAUCGCCAACAACCCCAUCGUCAACGGCGCGGCCUGCCACAGCGUGCACCACCUCGCCUUCAACUACAACUACGGCCAGUACACGACCCUGUGGGACCGCCUGGGCGGCAGCUACCGGGUGCCGGACGAGGACAUGUUCGACAAGAACGUCAAGAUGAGCCAGAAGCAGUGGCAGAAGCAGGUCAAGGAGAUGGAGACCAUCGUCAAGGAGGUCGAGGGCGAGGACGACCGCGUCUAUCUGCCCGAGGAGAAGGAGAGCAAGAAGUCGAGGUAA
Messenger RNA from Thyridium curvatum, 1044 nucleotides. RefSeq lists its product as uncharacterized. Lineage: Eukaryota; Fungi; Ascomycota; Sordariomycetes; Thyridiales; Thyridiaceae. Gene Ontology annotation, biological process: lipid biosynthetic process. The transcript has 2 exons. The record is from RefSeq and is a predicted model, not a curated record. Gene Ontology annotation, molecular function: iron ion binding; oxidoreductase activity. The coding region runs from base 1 to 1044 and encodes 347 amino acids.